AUGAUGUAUCCUCGUAAAAUUCAUGAUGAUUUUUUAUUUGAUCCACGAUUAGAACAAUAUAUUUGUGUUGAAAUAUUUCCAUUCUGUGAUGAUUUCUAUUUCUAUGGAGAUGAUCAAUUAGUUGUACCAUUUCCAUUCAUUUCUGAUCAUCCGUUUAUUAAACCACCAAUGGUAGAAUAUCAUGAAGAAAUGAGUGAAAAAGAUGCUGAGCCUAGCAAGAAAGAGAAGUCCGAUUAUGUAUCAUAUGCUUAUAUUAAUCGUAUCAUACGACCUGGAUAUGAUUUAGAACGAAAUGAAGAGCAUGAUGUGCAACAUUUUCGUCAAAUUCGGCAUUGGUUACAUGGCGUUUUUGCACCAGGCAUAACAUAUAAGUAUCGCGUAGAACAAUUACCUGAUAAUGAUGAUUAA
Messenger RNA from Cercopithifilaria johnstoni, 408 nucleotides. Lineage: Eukaryota; Metazoa; Nematoda; Chromadorea; Rhabditida; Onchocercidae. The record is from the annotation of a GenBank genome assembly.